AUGAUGGCGCGCGUCCGCCAGGCACACGUCGCCUUCGCCUCCUCCUCGUCGCGGCAGCGCAUGGUGGGGCGAGGCAGAGAUGCAGUCGCAUCGCCAGUGCUCUCGAGUUAUUUCCCCUUUGCAGACGCCAACACGCAAUCAUGCCCCACCCACAAGGCCGUAAUUUUACCCACGGCGGCGGUGCUCCCUCCUCUGGCGCAUCGUAGACAAUACACACCCUCUUGCCCACCACGACAAAUCGCUCACGCGCCCUCGGACCUCGAGCUCGCCCUCGUGCCCUGUCGCCGUUUGCGUGGCCGUGUCGAACACUUCCGCCAACUCGCCUCCGAGGCAGCAGAGAGCAAAGUGGAGCGGGCACUCAUCGCGGUGCAGCGGCCGGUGGAGGGGAUUAGGGGCCGGCACUCGUCCACCACCGAGAUCGCUAUCCCGGGCGCCCCAAUCAAGACACGCCGCCUCACCUCAAACAAUUCUGGUCCUUUGGUGCGAUGCGGCCCUCCCCAGCCGCCCUUGACAAUCCGUCACACCCGCCCCACCGCAGGGUGA
Molecule: messenger RNA, 543 nt
Organism: Trypanosoma conorhini
Lineage: Eukaryota; Euglenozoa; Kinetoplastea; Trypanosomatida; Trypanosomatidae
Exons: 1
Coding region: 1-543 (180 amino acids)
Source: RefSeq, a predicted model, not a curated record